Micropterus dolomieu (smallmouth bass) is the source of this 1898-nucleotide messenger RNA. RefSeq names its product zinc finger protein 385A-like. The transcript has 8 exons. Bases 168 to 1352 code for a protein of 394 amino acids. Lineage: Eukaryota; Metazoa; Chordata; Actinopteri; Centrarchiformes; Centrarchidae. Gene Ontology annotation, cellular component: nucleus. The record is from RefSeq and is a predicted model, not a curated record. Gene Ontology annotation, molecular function: zinc ion binding; nucleic acid binding.
CUUUCUUUUCCCGUAUUUUUUCAAGAGAUGGUCAAACGCUGUUCCUGGGGCACUUGUAAUAGUUACAGUCGCUACGCAGAGAGGUUGAAAGGAGAAGAAGUGUAAACCGACCUGGGCCGGUCCCUGCCUUCCUCAGGAGCCCACCUGUCAUCCAAGCCCCACUGGAUAUGAAGCCCUUCCUCCAGUUCCCCCUGGAGUCGCCUCACCCGGCCAGCAUCGGCCUCUUCCACAACUUUAACACAAUGGACCCUGUCCAGAAGGCUGUGAUGACACACACCUUCGGGCCACCAAUGGUGAAGACAAAGCGGCCAAUCAUAUCCUGCAAUGUCUGUCAAAUACGCUUCAACUCAGAGAGCCAGGCAGAGGCCCACUAUAAGGGGAACCGCCAUGCUCGGAGGGUGAAGGGGAUCGAGACAUCCAAGACAGCUCGUUUCCAAGAUGGUGACAAGCAGCACCCUCCACCUACUGCUUCGCCCACCCCACGAGGCCCCUCACCAUCUAGCCCAGAGCCUAAUCCUAACAAGCAGGAUGACACCCAAUCCUGUCCCAACUCUAUCAAGUCACCUUUGACCCCUAGCCACCUCCCAACACCCACACUGAGCUCAGCAGACGCAGCAUGUCCCCUCUUGCCUUCUGUCAGCACGCCUUUGCCAUCCUCUCCGUCCCCCUCCGCGGCCCUUGGUAACCCCCCUGUGGAUCCAGCAGCAGCUGGUCUUCCCGAUACCCCGUCCCCAGCACCCAGCCCUUCUUCAGGAGAGUCAGAGGAAGAGAAAGCCAAGAAGCUUCUCUACUGCUCCCUGUGCAAAGUAGCUGUUAAUUCCCUCUCACAACUGGAGGCACACAACAAAGGUACCAAACACAAAACCAUUCUGGAGGCUAGGAGUGGACUGGGACCCAUUAAAGCAUACCCACGUCUGGGUCCUAAACCCAGUCCAGAGCAAGGAGGGGAGCUGUCCUCUGACCCCAACACUCAGGAACGCACCUUCCACUGUGAGAUCUGCAACGUCAGAGUAAACUCAGAGCUGCAGCUAAAACAGCAUAUAUCCAGCCGGAGGCAUCGGGAUGGAGUUGCAGGGAAACCUAAUCCACUUCUCAGCCGGCACAAGAAGCGCACAGACUUUAUGGAAAUUCCAAAAACUCUGGGGGCCGGACUUUUACCAAGUCCUCUUGCUGUCGCUGCGGCGAUGGCGGCAGCAGCCUCCUCUGGUCAGCUGGCACUACGUCCUCCUGGCCCGACCUCCCACCCUCAUCCCCAUCACCACCUCCUACAGGGAACACACCUCAGCCUCCUGAGGCCCGCCCCAGGUCCCAUUCGCACCACGCAUGGGCCGAUCCUCUUCACCCCUUACUGAGAGAAUGCGAGAGAAUGUGGACGAAUCAGGAAGAAGCACACUGUGAGGUGGAGGGCUGCAACCAUGUGCCAUCAAGAGCCAAACUAGCUGGUGCUGCUCCAGCUGUUGUUUCGUCAUAAUAAAAACAGUGAGCAUAAAUAUGACUCUUCAUGGUGCGUACUGUGGUUGCAGACCACUACUGUUACGUUAACAGAGGAGAACCAGAGAUUUCAAAGACACUGUAUGUUUCCAUCCUCCCCAGUUUCCCUUCAUCAUUCAACUAUCUGCCAAUCAUCAAGUAGACUGUACAGAUAGUUUGAAGAGGAAAUUAUUAACAAACAAACACAGUUUUUAUCAAGCAUGGACUUAUUUGAGAGCAUCCUCCAAUCUUCAACUGAUGACUAAUUAUCUUCACCUAACAUAUGAUCCACUGUAUCUGACUCCAAACCCUACCUCUCUUAUGUUUUUAAUAUUCACCUCUGCAAGGGUUCAUUACAUAUCCAAAGCAUUAAUGUUAUCAAAAACAUGCCUGAUGGGUUAGAUAUAGUAGUUGCCUCUGAUGUUAAG